AUGUAUUGGGUGUCCGUUUGGCAGCUGGCAAUGUCUCUGCAGCUGCUGGCGAAGCAGGCCACUGGCUCCAAGCGGCUUCCCAUACUCCGGGACCGACGGCUACCGCCAAUGCUGACAGCUCUGGGCGACCACGCGCAGGACACGGAGGUCUGGGUCUUGCCUGCCGCCCUCUGCGGCGUGGCGCGCCUCGGUGCCUUUGGCACCGGGAGCGCCCUAUCGAGCUCGGCGGCCGCGGCCGCGGACAUCUUGGUUCGAGCGGCGGACGACCGAUUCACCGACCUCAGCGCUGCACAGUCCAGCCUCGUGCUCGCCAGCCUCGCGCUCUCCGCCGAGAUUUCGGCGUCGAAGGUCGGGUCCGCUCUACGGCAGAAGCUCGUCUCCACCCUCGAGCUCCGCUGCCAGGAGCUGCCCCCGCAGUCUGCUGCAGCCUUGGUGCCAGCAUUGGUCAAGCUUCGCACUUCCGGAGGCACCCAGCUGGCGCCAGGUGUGGCGCAGCGCAUCGUGGAAAGCCCGGGCCUGGCUGUAAAUGACAUCGCCACAGCGGCUGCGGGGCUUGCAGCGUUGCGCGCCACGCCCCCGAGGCUUCUGGAAAUGGCCGACAAAGCCGUGCAGGAACAGGUGCACCUCUGCACCCCUCGAGCCGUGGUCCAGCUUUCUGCCUCCCUCAGCGAGGGCGGCGCCGACCACGACACCUUCAAGGACUACCUGAUGCCCGCCGCGCGGUCAUUCCUGCUGGACUUCGGCCCACGCGACCUCUGCACCCUGGCCGAGUCCUUUGCCAAGGCUACGGCGGCUGAGACGGAUUUCAUCGUCGACCUGGCAGACACCCUGAAGUCCAAAGUGACCGACAUGGGCCCACACGAAGUGUCUGUAGCUUUCCUCAUCUUUGCGCCUGUCUCCUACGCCGUGCCAGAGCUGGUUCCUGCUGUUUCACAGCAGCUGAAAGGCUUGGUCGGCGAGCUCUCACCGAAGCAGUUGGCGCAUGUCCUCCGUGGAUUGAACGCCUGCAACAUCGCAGACGCCCCGCUCUUCGAGGUUCUGAGACGCCGGGCGUCGCAGCUGAGCCACGUCUUUUUCGGGACGCACGCCGUCUCGGCACUGGUUGCCUUCGCAGAAGCCGAGCAGAUUGACGUUCCGACAGUCCGCACGCUGGGAGAGACGAUCCUCCGGCAUAUCGAUAGGCUCCCUGCGCAGGACUACAUCGUGGUGCUGACCGUCGUUUCACGAUUGUCGGCAGACACCCGCCUGGUGAGCCUUCCCCCGAGCUUCGUGGAAGAGCUGCUACAGGCUCUCCGCCAACGCGGCUAUGGUGACUGGCGCCUGGAUCCGGAGGCGGUGGUCCAUCUCUUGGAAGCUCUGCGGGACCUUCGCGUCGAAGACGAAAUCCUGCUGGAGUUGGUCUGCGAUCGCCUUCCCGUGGCCUUGGCUAAGUCGAAGACCUCGCUCUUGCUGAUGGUCCGCUUGCUGGAAUGCCUUGGCGAGCUCCCGUCGAGGAGCCGUGCGCAAGUGGCGACACACCUCCACCGAAGACGGAAGCUACAAUCUGCCUUGAAGGACUGCUUCACCGAGCACGCGGGCAAACGGCUGGACCUCGAGGCACGGGUGGUCAUGGCCCGCGCCAUCGCGGGCGUUGGUCUGGAGAAUCAGUAUAUCCAGACCUGGCUGGACCUUCUGGUGGCGAGCGACGAGGCUCAGAUGGCGCGCCUGUCCGCAGAGUCGUGUGCUGACCUGAGCUGGUCACUGGCGCAGAUGUCUUGGCAAAUCGAAUGGAACCGCCGAUUUUCUCGUGACCUCCUGAGGCGCCUCCACCCUGCAGAUGCAGCUGCCGCAAGUGAAGGUGAGGAGUCUCUUCUGCCAUUUCGGAGUCGACCUGCCCCAGGGGCACUACUCCGCCUCGCCUGGGCCUGCGCAGUCCUGGGCGAGGCGCCACCGCUGCCCCUCCUCUCGGAGCUGUACUCGAGCUUGAAUGGGCAGUUCCCGCAGGAUUGGUGUGGCACUGGGCUGCGCCAGCUGCAGGAAGUUGCUCUGCAUUGGCAGCUCCACAGCAAGGCUCUCGGCCCUGGCGAGUCGUCGCAGCUGGCCACAGAGGUGCAGGAGUGGCUGGCCCUGGCUCUGGAGGUACCCCGGCCAGAUCAGUACCUCCGCCAGCAGCCGCGGCGUGCAGAGCGGCGCCGAAAGCAGAUCUCCGCUGCAAAGUACAGCUACGAGACCUGGCUGACCGUCACCUUGGCUCAGCUCCACGUGCCACACCAGGCCCAGGCUGUUAUUGGCUGCCACCGGGUUCCCAUCACCUUCCGUGCCCAGAGGCACCUCAUCGACGUCCUGGACCUCCAGGACAUCACGGCCCCGGCCAACCGCAUCACGGGCGCUGCGGAGCUGCGCCGGCGCCAGCUCCUUCAGCUUGGCUGGGCCAUGCACUCCAUCCACCUCCGGGAGCUCCAUGAGGCCGUCCGCACCGGGAAGCUGAGGCUCACCAUCUCCAAGCUCAUCGCCUCCCUGGACCCGGGCGCGGCCCGCGCGGCCUCCUUUUCUGAGUCGGCCUUCACAAGCCGUGCGCCCAAAGUGCAGGUGCUGAACCGAGGUCGGUGGCAAAGCAGCAACAUCCACCAAGCUCUUGGCGAUUUUUCGGAGGACAGCGGCGAGGAGGACGAGGAGGAUCGAGGUUCCGCCCGUUUGCGGAAUCCCCGCUCCAUCCUUCAGGAACGAGCCCUGAAGGCAGCGCAGCAAAUUGAUUGA
Molecule: messenger RNA, 2736 nt
Organism: Symbiodinium natans
Lineage: Eukaryota; Dinophyceae; Suessiales; Symbiodiniaceae
Source: the annotation of a GenBank genome assembly